AUGGAAAAUGUAAAAGUAAAAAAAGAACAAACUGAAGUAUCUCAGAAAAAAAAAGUUGUCAAGAAGGUUUUAAAGAAAAAUAAAAAAACUUCUAACAAAAAACUCCAAGCUGUUCGAUUAUAUGAAAAGGGAGUUAUAUUAGGAUACAAAAGAUCUCAAAGAAAUCAAGAUCCCAACUUUACAUUAAUAUCCAUUAAAAAUGUGAACACGAAAAAACACGCACAAUUCUAUGUAGGAAAAAGAGUUGCUUAUGUUUAUAGAACAACUAAACAUCAUGAUGGAGUUAAAAUAAAAUGUAUAUGGGGAAAGGUAUGUAGGACUCAUGGUAAUAGUGGUGUUGUAAGAGCAAAAUUUAAAACUCAUAUCCCACCUAAGGCUUUCGGUGAUAGAGUUAGAAUACUUAUGUAUCCAUCAAAUAUUUAA
Plasmodium reichenowi is the source of this 423-nucleotide messenger RNA. Its product is annotated as 60S ribosomal protein L35ae, putative. Gene Ontology annotation, cellular component: cytosolic large ribosomal subunit; ribosome. NCBI's taxonomy places the organism in Eukaryota, Apicomplexa, Aconoidasida, Haemosporida, Plasmodiidae. Gene Ontology annotation, molecular function: structural constituent of ribosome. The coding region runs from base 1 to 423 and encodes 140 amino acids. Gene Ontology annotation, biological process: cytoplasmic translation; ribosomal large subunit biogenesis. The transcript has 2 exons. The record is from RefSeq and is a predicted model, not a curated record.